Messenger RNA from Dendroctonus ponderosae (mountain pine beetle), 2159 nucleotides. It is a transcript of the gene Dnai2, whose product is annotated as dynein axonemal intermediate chain 2. The transcript is spliced from 9 exons. Lineage: Eukaryota; Metazoa; Arthropoda; Insecta; Coleoptera; Curculionidae. Gene Ontology annotation, biological process: outer dynein arm assembly; cilium movement. Gene Ontology annotation, molecular function: dynein light chain binding; dynein heavy chain binding. The record is from RefSeq and is a predicted model, not a curated record. The coding region runs from base 89 to 1954 and encodes 621 amino acids. Gene Ontology annotation, cellular component: outer dynein arm.
AUUUUAUUGAUCAAACUUGUGGAUUAUUGUUUGCACGGUAAUCGCACCGCUAAUUUACAGUCAGUGUCAUUGAAAAAGUUCUGUAGAAAUGGAUAUUACUUACACAUAUCAGAAAAAGCGCAGUGAAUUUGGACGACAGUGUCUAUUUUCUGAUAGGGGGCCGGAUCUGAUCGACAACUAUCCUUCUAAUAAAAAACUCGCUAAGGAAUUUAUACUAAGAGAUCCAGUACAUAGAGGCACACUAUGUGCUCCCAUUCAAGCAGAGCACUAUUUAAAUACUAUGCGCGCCGAGUACACAUCCAGCUCGAUGAAUCAUGUGGAAGGCGGAUGGCCAAAAGAUGUGAAUACUGCUGAUGAAGAGCAAACUAAGCGCUAUAGGAGAAAAAUCGAGAAAGAUGAAGGCUUUAAUCAUACAAUGAUGCAGCUAUUUAAAAGCAUGGAGAAUUGUAUACAACAGAACAACGCAAUCAACAUAUAUCAGCAGUAUUUCUCCGAUGUGGAACCAACUCCUCUGGUGGAGAGAAGUUCUGCAAGAACUGUGAAUGUUUAUCAGGAUCAAAGCACUCCCACCAGACCAGUUAACUGGAUCUCUUGGUCCCCAGAUAAUCAAUCAAAAUUGGCUAUUACUCACUGCAAUCUCAAGUUUCAAAGUGCUAUUCCUAAGGAAACAGCAGUCUCCUACAUAUGGGAAGUAGAAAAUCCAAAUCGGCCCCUUCUCACACUUAAACCUGAACAUCCCUGCGUUUGUUUGGAGUAUAAUCAAAAAGACCCCCAUUCGUUGGUCAGCGGACAAAGAAAUGGACAAGUGGCCGUUUGGGAUAUCAGAAAGGGAUAUGAACCAGUUGAACAAAGUUUAAUCGAAAAUAGUUUUCGAGAUCCUGUGCAUUCAGUUCUGUGGAUUCAUUCCAAGAGCGGAGCGGAGUUUUUUAGCGCGUCCACAGAUGGUCAAGUUAAAUGGUGGGACAUAAGAAAACUUAGUGAACCCACAGACACUCUGCUAUUAGAUUAUGCAAAAGACGAGGAUCAAGCGAUAGGUAAUGCUUUAGGGGCAUCAUGCUUGGAAUAUGAAUCAACAAUUCCUACUCGAUUUAUGACUGGAACUGAAGAAGGGAUCGUUAUCUCGUGUAAUCGCAAGGGUAAAACAGCCAUGGAAAAAAUGGCAGCUAGAUUCAACGCCCAUAUGGGGCCAGUACUGGCCCUCCAGAGAAAUCCGGCGUUUGUAAAAAAUUUCCUCACUAUUGGCGAUUGGUCUGCUAAAAUUUGGACGGAAGAUUGUCGAGAAAGUUCGAUAAUAUGGACAGGUUUUCAUAGGGCUAUGCUCACUGAUGGUGCUUGGAGUCCAACUAGAUUAUCGGUAUUUUUCACAACAAGAACCGACGGAAUUUUGGAUGUUUGGGAUGUUCUUCAGCAACAGAAACAAGCUUGUCUCAGUGUAAAAGUGUGUGAUGAAAAAUUGAGACGAAUAAGAACACACGAUAUGGGCCGCCUGGUGGCUGUAGGCAAUCAAAAGGGCACUACUUAUCUAGUGGAAUUCAGCGAAAAUUUGGCCACUUCUAAUAAAAACGACAAAGUUCUUUUAACAGCGAUGUUUGAACGGGAAAGUAGAAGAGAAAAAAUUCUGGAAGCUCGAAACAGAGAAAUACGACUAAAACAGAAAUCAAAACAACCUCAACAAAAUGAGCCAAUUGACGACGAACAAAUACAAGAGAAUUUGCCUGCCCUCUCUGAUCAAGUAUUUUCCGAUAACAUGGUGAAACAAGCUGAAGCUGAUUUUUAUGGCGUGUUUGAAAAGGAGAAGAAAGCAGCAGAACCACCUGCAGCUGAAGAAGAAGUUGCUACGCUUGAAUCUGCUUCAACAGCAACUGUAACUGAUCAGGAAACUGUAACAGAACCGGUUUCUAAACCGGAGCCUGCUAAGCCCGAAGGCAAAGGUAAAAAGAAGAAAGCCCCGUGAAUAAUGUAUCUUUGUUAACACUGUAAGUUUUAUUUGCUCGUUAAUAAUUAUAUGCUGGGAAUGUAAUUAAUUUCAUCAACUCUACUCUCUUGAAUUAAGUGUUUCAAAAACGGUUCAUAGUCGUAGGAUGUUUCUUUUAUCUAAAACAAGCAAUAAAUUCACAUCAACAUAUGCACAUUGCAGUAUGUGAGGUGGUUUACUUGUA